Messenger RNA from Penicillium paradoxum, 8694 nucleotides. It is a transcript of the gene atmA, whose product is annotated as DNA-binding protein kinase TEL1. The transcript is spliced from 9 exons. The record is from RefSeq and is a predicted model, not a curated record. The annotation marks the transcript as partial. Lineage: Eukaryota; Fungi; Ascomycota; Eurotiomycetes; Eurotiales; Aspergillaceae. Gene Ontology annotation, biological process: DNA repair. Gene Ontology annotation, molecular function: protein binding; protein serine/threonine kinase activity.
GCGAUGGGUGAAAUCUUUCUCGACAAGACCAUUGGCCUGCUCUCGUCAGACAAGCAGAAGGCUCGUGCCGACGGUCUAGCAGAUUUGAAACAUAUCUUCCAGCAAAAUAAGAAGAGCUCUAAGCUGCAAACAUUUAAUGAUAAGGCUUGCCAUAAGAUUUUUGAAUCACUCUUUCGAUUCGUCGCAACAGAAAAGUCCAUAUACAAUCGAGCCCAAAAGUACACCAAAACCUCGUCUGCAUCACGGCUCUCAACAUGUGCUUUGGUACUGCGAAUGGCGGUUGAUGUCUUUCUGAGAAACCUGAGAACAAAAACAGUCCGCGCCAUCAUCGAUCAUAUCACUGAAACCAUACCGAUCCCCGGAGAAGGUUUAUGGGAACCGCUUAGUCUGGAUUAUACCAAGUGUUUGACGUCGCUUCUACGCUACCGCCCUCAUGCUGAGCACCUGGACGGACAAGACUGGGAAAACCUAAUAAGCUUUUGCCUUGCUAGCAUUGCACUCCGGGAGAAUGAAGAGAGUCAGUUGAGUAUUCGGAGCGGUCAUCGAUCCGUUCUCGAAGAUCAAGAUGCCAGCGACAGCCGUUCAACGCCCUCCAGGAUGGCUAUGACCCCUGCCCCAAUCAGCAGGGACAAACUCGGUGGCAGUAGAAAUGUCAUUGAAGAAGUUGUAAUUUGUAUUCAACUGUUGACAACCAGUCCAAACCCUCCUCUUCAGACCACGGCCCAAAGCAUACUUGCCGGACUCACGGAGUUUGUUGAGUCAUCCGUGGCUGGAAAUGCACAUCAGCUCGCAUUCAAUAGCAUCAAUUCAGUCAUUACAAAAGUCUUGUUUGACCAAUCGGAACUUGCCCGUUCCGCUCUCCUGGGCUUGGUUCCAGUAAUUCGACGCCUAUGGGCUACUAAACUACCCACCCUCAAGGAGGAAUUACUGGCCACCUUGGUGCUUUUGAUGGUUGUUCUCGCGGAUACUGCACGGAAAGAUCCAUCUGAAUCUUUAGCACAUGAUGCCGAAGGCUUAGCCGACAUGCUGCAUUCAGAAUAUGUGAGACGGCCUGAGAAAGAGAUCCUACAAAUUGACGAAACAACGCUAUAUCAAAAUGAGGCAUGUCAAAGCAGACCAAUAUAUGGGCCUCGUCUGGGACUUGCUAGGUCUGAGCAUAACUGGACAAUCAUCUGGUUGAUUGCAGAAUUGCACAAGCUUUCGGAGGAUAUCAAUACUCAUAUCAGGUCUGGGUUACCACGCGAAGGUUCAAACAAAAGGCAGCGCUUCAGUUCUGAGAUCCAAGACAUUGUUCGCGACUCGGUAUCGGCUACGAGUACGAAGCGAAUUUGCGCAUUGCAACUAAUCCCAUUUCUUGAAUCCGAGAUUGAGGUUGAGACCAAAGAAUCUUUCUUCAAGCAACUUGUUCUUAACAUUUCUGACCCCAAUGGCGCUGUCUCAUCCUGGACAAUGAUUGCUUUGACAAGCAUUGCGAAUGGAAAAUCUGCCCAAUCGCUUGGAUUCAAGUCACACUGGCCGCGAGUCGUCGAAUUUACUACGCGUGCAUUCUCAUCUCCGGCAACAUCAAGAGCCGCUUGUAACCUAAUGAGUAUGAUUUUACAGUCUGAUUUAUUGGAUUUCUCAAUAUCCAUGGAGACAACUCGAUCACUCUUGGCUUCUUCCAACGGGCCAUCAGUCAUGUCGGACGCAUCGCUGAGGCUAUGGGCCUCGAUUGCACGAACGAAGACACAGCUUGAUCCUGGGUCGGCGCAGCAAGCAUCGAUGCAGAUAUGUGGCUGGCUGAGAGAAGUUUGGGCUGGUUCGGUGACCGAUCGCAUUCAAACAGCCCGAGUGGCUGCAUAUGCCCGUCCGUUGGACCUACUAGACCUUCUUCUCUCAUGCACCAACCGAUCCUUCGCCAUUCCUCGGUACCAAGUUACAGGGCCAACAGGCUAUAUAGCCCGGAUGUGGCAUUUUCUUCAUGAAAACCGCGAGCUAUUAGAUUACGGCUUUCAUACAAAUCAUGCCCCCGCAAACCCCUGGUCGCUGCAGGAAACAUGGUCACUGGAGCAAUUCUCUAGACAAGAUCCGGAUGAUACAGUAAUCUUAGAUCUGCUUCGCGUGAGAUCCGAGGCGUUUCUGCACUCAUGGUACGCUAUGAACGAAGAAAAGUUACAUAUUACCCCAGACAAUUUGCAGAUUCUGGUGUCUUUUUGUAUAGUGGCUUCCCUUUUCACGGCAUGUCUUCCUAACUCCUUGCAAGCACAGUCUCGAUCACAAGACUUGCACCGGAGAUGUCGAGUUUUGUGGGACGAGAUAUGCGAAUUUCUGGCUGCUCAUACUCACGAAACCACCUUUAUUCAAUCUUGCAUGGAUUUGGUAUCACCGCUCCUUGGUGCUUUGACGAGUCUGGACACUCCUUCUGUCAUCCAGGCAAGCCUUCAAGAACUGAUUACUCCACUCUCCAAAACGCUUGAGCAGUUACGCCAAAGCUCAAAGAGUCCAUCUACAGCCGAAGAUCCCAUGGAUCUGGAUGACCGAUUCAUGGCCGAAGACCCGGUGACGACUGAUCAGAUUAUUCUUGCCAACAACCGGAAUUCUUUGUCUAUCUUCUCUGACUCGGACACAUAUCAACGCUGCAUAACCAUCCAACUUUCGGUAUUUCUGAGAAUUCAAGCUGGAUCUGAUUCAUCCUCAUCUCUCGUUGAAUAUCUCGAAAGUCUGGAUGAAGCCGACCUUCUAUCAGUCCAGGCAGUUUUACCCGAUUUCUUUCGGCUCUGCUCAACUCUGAAUCCAUCUGCGCUACUCUCAAUUCUGGAAGAUUUGGGUGAAAAGUGUCUACAGUCCUAUCAGAUGGAACGGUGCGAGGCUUCGCAUUGUAUUUGCAUCCGCAUGAUGACCAGCUUUGUGGAGUCCUGGACCAAUGGACCUGACGAUACUUUAAAGGAGUCAGCUAUGGACUUGUAUAAUUGGUUCAUGGAAGUUCUGGUAGCGCGAAAACGAGCGGCUCCUAAAGUCUAUGUUGCCUUGGCCGAGCUCAUCCAAGGGGUGAUCGGCACCUGCCCUUCAUACGGCAAUCAACAGUCUCUUCCGUCGCCACGAACAAGCUUGUUCACAAUCCUUCGGCAAGGUGAUGUUCAAGUCAAAUUCAAUGUUGCGAAGUUUAUCCCUGCUUUAUUCGAGCGGUUCCUUUUCAAAGAUCACGAUGCCAUUUUCGAUGAUGUGUUGGAAAGUUUACCUCGGGAUCCGGAAUGGAUUGAGGGAAUUGCAGUCCGUCUCUUUGUGCUUGCUCAACUGGCAUCAAGAUGGCAUACUUUGCUGCGAAGAAGCAUAUAUCAUCUAUUUGAAACGCCCGCCCAGGUGCCACAGUCACUGUGGUACGCCAAGAGAUGCAUGGUCUCUGUGUCUCAGACUCUUGGCCUGCAAGAUACUAAAGAACUCUUCCGACUUUUUUCAUCUCAAAUUCUCUAUACCUGGACCGAGACACAGAGUGUAAUGUCUAUGCCGUUUAGUAUAUUUGGAUAUGACAGUCUCCAAGACAUGCUAGCAGAUGUUAAAGAUGAGAUUGUCGGGCAAAUGAUGAUGCGUGCUAAGGAACAGGAGACAAUUGAGCUUGCGAAAUACCUUCAAGUCCCACAUAUCGGGCUCCUGACAACCUCUUUUUACAAGGCCGAGGCAUACAGCAUUGCAAGAGACAUCAGCACUCCUCCGGGACAAGGCAGCCAACCCAAGGGCGUUGAGGUUCGUUUGCGGAAACUACUGGGUGCAGACCAGUUCAUGGCACAAAUCGAAAGCCAAUUCCCGCUGAUCAUUGCUGCCUUUUUCAAAGCCCUCGACUACUAUGACCAGAUCGAACGAGCGUUUUCAAAGCGUCAGAGCUUCAGCUAUGCACUUGAGAUUCAGGCGCAAAUAAUCAACAAAAGUGUAUCUGAAAGUGCAUUGCCAGCAAAUCAACAACCCUCAUUUCGAGCACGGUAUCUUCUGGAUGAGCUGGAGUUCCUCUGCAAGCGCACUGGAUUUGAAUUUGAAUCAAUAUGGACCCCAUCACUGGUCUCUUUUGUCUGCCGUUCGCUUCUUGAAUCCAUACAUCCUGCCUUGGGCUCACUCCAUGCUUGCUCUGUGAUCCGCAAAAUAAGAAUCUUAACCUGUCUGGCUGGCCCCAUCAUCCUUCAAGAUUAUCCUCUCGAGAUGACACUCAGCUCCUUGCGGCCUUUCCUUGAUGACAUUCAUUGUUCUGAGGAUGCCCUUGGGGUUUUUUGGUAUCUUCUCGAGGCUGGCAAACCCUAUCUCCAAAUGGCUCCGGGAUUCACUGCAGGUAUUGCUGUCUCAACGCUGGUAACUCUCCGCGGACUUUUCUCGUUAUCACCAGAGAACGCAACCCAAGAAAGUCAAUUGAGAACAGUGCAGUCAAAUGCUAAACAGUUCCACCAAUGGUUGGUGACGCUGCUUGAAGAUCUUCGUUCCUCUGAGUGGGAAAUAGCGACAACGUUAUCGUUUGAUCGACUCGUGUCAUUGGCUGAACAAUUCUCAACAUCUGAGAACUCUUCAAGUGGACAGGUUGGGAAGGAUCUGGUUUUUGAGAUCCUUCAAGAUCGAGAUUCUGUGACAUCACUGCUGAGUAGGCCUGUUGCUGAUCUCGUUUUAUCGCUCUUAUGUCCCAAAUUCGAGCAGAUAUCUGAUGAUGGAGGUUCGCCUUCGCAUGAAGACGUGGAUCCCACCUCCCAUGUCGUCUCCCUGUGGAACACACUCCACAGUUCCAACGGAGGGCCUCAGUAUCGACUUUGGGCUGCGCAGGUUAUUGGAAGAUCAUUUGCUGCCACUGGAAAAAUCAAUCAACUACUCCUGCGGGAACAGGAUCUCUCACUAUUUCAAUCCCCUGAGACUUCCUUAUCGUCGGAUAUUUUCUGUCACUCCAAGUCCAGGAUUCUUCGGGUUCUUUGUGAUAUGUUACACGUGCAAAAGCACAUCGAAGCUGGCCUGGUCGAGCGUACUUUGCAGCUGAUCGUCAGCAAUAUCGCUAAUUAUCCAGACUUCCAGGCUUGUGGGGAGGUGAUUCCCGAAUCUCUAAUGAAAGCUCUCAUUUGGGACCCAUACACAUGUCCCGCGGUCUUACUUUCAAAUUCAGAGCAGGAGAGAUGCAACACUGCGGCAACAAGUUUCUCCGGACUUUCAGUUGCUGAAUGGGCUCGCAGCGUUUCUCUUUUCUUGUCGAAUGCCGCUUUAGAGGAUCCGGUCAUCGGCUCCCUCCGCAAAAUUCUCAAUGUAGCCCCUGGGUUAGCAGUGCAGCUGCUUCCUUACGUGGUCCAUGAUGUCUUGCUUUCAGAAAGGGACGAAAAGGGUGAACGAGGAGAGAUUCGAGCAGAAAUUUCUGCCGCUUUCCGCCAGGUGUUAUGCGAGGUCAGUGAAGACACAUUGUCUCAUGCCCAUCUUGUAAUCAACUGCAUUCUCUACCUCCGCAAUCAACCUGUGCCAGACGAAGCAACUAUCGUUCAGCGCGACAAAUGGCUGGAUAUAGAUUUUGGAGAGGCAUCUUCCGCUGCUCAUCGUUGCGGCUUGCAUAAAACUUCGCUGCUCUUCCUGGAAAUCCAAAGUUCCAGGGUCGCUACGACAUCUCGUCGGUCAUCUGUCGUCAGAUACGAGCCACCAACUGAAUUGCUACAUGAUGUUUUCAAGAACAUAGACGACCCGGACUUGUUCUAUGGCAUUCAGCAGAGCUCGUCUCUGACCAGCGUCAUGGAACGGUUAGAGUACGAAAGCUCUGGAUUCAAAAACCUUCUGUUCCAGAGUGCAAAAUACGACAGUGAAAUACAGAUGACUGACAGUGCGGAAUCAUACGGAGUUUUGAAGGCUUUAAAUUCUACCAACCUUCAAGGCAUUGCUAAUACGAUGCUGUCUGCAUCCAGCAGCGCGAAAGAUGCUCCUGUCGCCUUUGGUAGCAUGUUGCAAGCGGCGACUAGUCUUCAGAAAUGGGACAUUCCAGUAUCACCCUUAAACUCUUCACCUUCUGCAACUGUUUUCCGCACUUUCCAAAGUCUCAACACCUCGGGCUCUCUGCUCGAGGUCACUAACUCGAUUGAGAGCGGUUUGUUGACGACAUUGGAUUCCCUUCUCAAAACUGGUCGGUCCGCCAUUCAGUUGCGAAGUUCCAUGCGUGCCUUGGGAAUCAUGACUGAGAUCAGCGAUACUUUGCGUUCUUCUUGUCCCGAAAAGAUGGAAGAAGGAUGGCAGAAGAUCAUGGCAAGAAGCAGCUGGUUGAAAACUGAGAGGUGGAGCAGCUACCACGAAGUUGGAGAAAUUCUCUCCUGGCAUGAAGCGUUGUCUUCAUCGGUCAGGAAAAGUGAUAUCCUCAAAUCACAAGCAAACCUGAGUCUUGAGGAUUCGCGUCUGCUGGAAGCGAAAGUCAUUCGACAAUCAUUGGAAAUCACAAGGACCCAUGGUAUCUAUCAGGCAUCACUCAAGUCCGCAAUGAGCCUUUCCAAGCUUGCUGAGCCAUGUGCUGCGUUGGGAAUGAACAUUGAUGGGGCUGCCAAAUUCGACCUCGCCAACGUUUUGUGGGAUCAAGGAGAGAUGACGGCAUCUAUCCGCAUGCUCCAGCAGCUGAAGGGCCAAAAUGACCUCCAUAAACAAGCCAUCCCUCUCAGCCGGGCUGAACUUCUCGUAACUCUGGGUCACCACGUCGCUGAAGCACGCUUAGAAAAGCCUGACUCUAUUCUUCAAGAAUAUCUGUACCCCGCGGUCAAAGAACUCAAGGGAAACUCCGAUGGAGAGGAGGCUGGACGAGUCUAUCAUGGAUUUGCAACAUUCUGUGAUCAGCAACUUCUGAACCCUGAUGGGCUCGAAGAUUUCAAGCGAGUAGAACAACUGCGCGAUCGCAAGGAAAAAGAAGUCCAUGGUCUUGAAGAGAUGAUGAAAAACACUACAGGCAAGGAAAGAGAUUACUUGAAGAAUUAUCGCGCCAAAUCGAAGCAAUGGUUCGAUCUUGACGACCGCGAAUAUCAACGUUUGCUGCGAAGUCGGGAGGCUUUUCUGCAACAGUGCCUCGAAAACUAUCUUCUCUGUUUGAGGGAGAGCGAUACGUAUAACAAUGAUGCGCUACGUUUCUGUGCUCUGUGGCUUGACAAGUCCGACAGUGCGACUGCAAAUUCUGCUGUCUCCCGAUAUCUCAGCGAGGUACCCAGUCGGAAAUUCGCACCGUUGAUGAACCAGUUAUCUUCUCGGCUACUUGAUGUCUCCGAUAGCUUCCAAACCUUGCUCACUCAAUUAGUGUUCAGGAUCUGUGCUGAACAUCCUUUCCAUGGCAUGUACCAACUUUUUGCUAGCAGCAAGUCCAAGGGGGGUAAAGACCAAUCGUCCCACUCGCGUUUCCGUGCUGCCAACCAGCUUGUGGAACGUCUCAAGAACGAUAGUAACAUUGGCUCGACCUGGGUUGCCGUGCACAAUGUGAAUAUCAGCUAUGUGCGAUUCGCGGUCGACAAACCAGACAGCAAGUACAAGAGUGGUGCUAAGGUCCCACUGAAAAUCUUGACAACUGGCCAGCGCCUUGGGCAGGAUGCUGUCACCUACAAACUGCCACCACCGACGAUGAAAAUCGACCUCCGCGCAGAUUGUGAUUACAGUAAAGUUCCUACAGUCGCGAAGUUCCAACCUGAGUUUACCAUUGCUUCCGGUGUCAGUGCACCGAAGAUUGUGACUGCCGUUGCAUCCAACGGUGAACGCUACAAACAGCUGUACAAGGGUGGAAAUGACGACCUACGGCAAGACGCUAUAAUGGAACAAGUAUUCGAGCAAGUCAGCAGUCUUCUGAAAGACCACCAACCCACACGCCAGCGCAGCCUAGGCAUCCGAACCUAUAAGGUUCUCCCGCUAACACCAAGCGCUGGAAUAAUCGAAUUUGUUCCGAACACAAUUCCCCUACAUGACUACUUGAUGCCCGCCCAUCAAAAAUACUACCCCAAGGACAUGAAACCCAACUCCUGCCGGAAACACAUCGCAGAUGUGCAGACGAGAUCGUUCGAGCAACGCGUCAGAACCUACCGGCAAGUGACUGAGCAUUUCCAUCCCGUCAUGAAGUACUUCUUCAUGGAGAAAUUCAACAAUCCAGAUGACUGGUUCAGCAAGCGGUUGGCUUACACUCGAAGCACCGCUGCAAUCUCCAUCCUCGGCCACGUCCUCGGACUCGGUGAUCGCCAUGGACAUAAUAUUCUGCUGGAUGAGAAGACCGGAGAAGUGGUGCAUAUCGAUCUCGGUGUGGCGUUCGAACAAGGACGAGUUCUGCCUGUUCCUGAGGUGGUGCCAUUCCGUCUGACGCGGGACCUGGUUGACGGAUUCGGUAUCACCAAGACUGAAGGUGUCUUCCGACGCUGCUGUGAAUUCACCCUUGAAGCACUUCGUCAGGAGUCAUACAGCAUUAUGACCAUCCUCGAUGUGUUGCGAUAUGACCCGUUGUAUAGUUGGACUGUUUCCCCGCUUCGAAUCAAGAAGAUGCAGAUGCAGGAUAAUCAGGCUACCGAUGGGCCUCCAGCUCUACCUGGUGCAGCUGAUCACCUCUCCAAGAACGAAAAUGAGCCCAGUGAGGCUGACCGCGCGUUAACUGUGGUAGCGAAAAAAUUGAGUAAAACACUCAGUGUCACUGCUACUGUGAAUGAGUUGGUUCAGCAGGCAACUGAUGAGAAGAACCUUGCCAUGUUGUAUUGUGGUUGGGCAUCUUAUGCAUGA